Molecule: messenger RNA, 3574 nt
Organism: Girardinichthys multiradiatus
Lineage: Eukaryota; Metazoa; Chordata; Actinopteri; Cyprinodontiformes; Goodeidae
Product: progestin and adipoQ receptor family member 4-like
Exons: 3
Coding region: 1186-1998 (270 amino acids)
Cellular component (GO): membrane
Molecular function (GO): signaling receptor activity
Source: RefSeq, a predicted model, not a curated record
AUCUACCUCUGGAUGCAGUUGUUGUUGCAUGUGUGACAUUUCUUUGUGUAAGGCUUGAGCUGUGUUUCAUCUUGCCCAGGCCUGCUUUGCAUAGGAGCUGAAAACAUUCUGCCCUCUGCUCAGGUCUCAGACACGUUUCAUGCUGCAGGCGUUCAGAGGAGGUCCUCUCCACUCUGUCCAUGCCUUAGUUCAGUUGGUCGGCUCCUACGAGGUGGGGCAAGCGGAGGAGAUAACACGCCUAAAAUAGAAGUUAUGUGGACGGCUUUGUGAGGGUGAAAAAUGUGUCUUUUAAUUGCGUGGGAGGGUUAAAAAAGGCCAAAAGAGCUGCCAGCUCCAUUGAGUGAGACAGACGUUUGAGACAGGUUGGUAAACCCUUACUUCGACGCAGCCUCUGAGCCUCAAACAUCAACAAACUAUCUGAAUAACGGCAACAAGACGGUCUGACCAGCGGGAAUCAAGGUUAACCCAAAACUGAAUACAAAUAUACUCAGAUUUAAAUGUGUAAAAUAAAGAGCAUGUAUGCAUUUUCUUUACAUUUCCCAAUUAUCUGCCAUUUUUUUGUUGGUCUGUCACAAAGAUUCCCGAUAAAAUAAAUUGCAGUUUGUGAUUGUAAUGUGUGAACGUGGAAAGGGGGGAUCAAUGCUUUGGCAAGGCGCCGCAGGUAUAACUAAAGAGCUAUUACAGAGUCUAUUCUCAAUAUGGGAAAAGGAAACGGAGUUUGAGAAAAGUUUCAGUUCCAAUUUAACCAAAACAUGUCAGAAACUGCUGAAAGGUGAACAGAGAAUCCAGGAAACAUGAGUUUGCAGAAGCUGGAAUUUUGACACGGGAUAUUUGUAGGAACCCAGCAGGUUUGGAUUUUUCUCCAUGUAGCAGUGACCUUCUUGCCAAGUAGAGAACCUGUGCAAGUAGCUGAACGGCCUUUGGCUGCAUUAGGAUGCGCUCUUAGUGGGGCCCUUGUCUUUCCCUCAGGAGGGAGCACUGAUAAGUAGGUUUCCCUCCUCUGCUCUUCUUGCUGGUGUCUGCACUCACUCAGCAGAUCCCGAAGCCCCUCACAGCUUCUCAUUCCUGUUCACUUCCAGAAACAGCGUCCGCGGGCUCCCAAAGUCCUGAGCCAGAUAAUCCAUCACGGCAAACAUGACACCUUAAUUUGGUUUUGUCAGAGUGGCUGCGUUAUUUUUUGAGUGGAUGCUUCUGGUGCCAGCGUGUUCAUUCCCUCAGGCUGUUCCCAGUCAUUCUCUAAAUGACCACAGGAAGCGACUUCACACCAGAAGAGAUUUCUGCGUAAUUUCACCACACUUACAAAGCACAUGGCAAGCUUUUCUUCUUGAAAAAGCCUUUGUUUCAGGCAUCCCAUUGGUUUGCUUCCUGGUGCUGCUGCCGCUCAACAUCCCCUGGUCUCAGAUCAGCGUUACUUGGCUGGGCGUGGUUCACUUCCUGGCCUGCCUGUCGCCCCAGCUGGGCUCCGUGGUCUACCACCUGUUCAUGAACCAUGAAGGAGGCGAGCCCGUCUACCACACCCUCCUGAAGCUGGACGUCUGUGGAAUCUGCAUGAUCAACACGCUGGGGGCGCUUCCUAUCGUCUACAUCACGCUGUGGUGCUACCCCUUCAUCCGCACAGUGUCCCUGCUCGUCUACAUCCUGCUGUCCGUUUACGGCAUCUACUGCGCCGUCACGGCUCGGAGCAGCGUGCGCCGGCUGCGCUCCUUCGCCUGGCAGGCCUUAUUCCGCCUCUCCUUCUUCCUGCUCCGAUGGGUGGGCAUGGGCGGCGGCAGCCCCACCUCGCUCCGCCACUUCCUCAUGAUGGACGCGUUGGCCGUGCUGGGCGGGGUCAUCAACAUCACACGCAUCCCAGAGCGCUUCCGGCCGGGCCUCUUUGACUACUGGUGCAACAGCCACCAGAUCAUGCACGUACUGGUGGUGGGCUCCAUCCUUUACCUGCACUGGGGCGUCCUGGACGACCUGCUGUGGAUCAACAGCUACAACUGUCCCUCCAACUGACCCCCACCACAGCCCCCAGUCCCUUAUGAGGACCUCUGGGGGGGUCUGGGGGUCUCUGCAUGUGUUAAACUCAGAAUGUUUAUAUCUUCAUCCAUCCUAGAACUUUCUGUAAAGUCAGAUAAAAGAAUUAAGACACACAGAAAUGUGGAGAAAACCUCACACACACUCCAGCCACAGAAUAGUGGAAACAUUUAAACAGUAAAGGGAUUAACUGAGUACACUACUGUGCAAAAGUCUUUAUUAUCCCUCAUAUAUUCAUGUUUUGGUAAGCAGACAGACUUUAUAGUAAUCUUGGGAGGUCUUCAUCAAAAGUUAUUUUUUCUCCAAAGUUUCCUUUGGAUUUCUGCUGCUUUUUAACUUCACUGUUGAUCUCUAAAGGUUUCAAGGAGAAUCUGACUCCUUGGAAGCAGAGCAUGAAGAAAUGAGGAAUGGUUUGAAACUUUUGCACAGCCCUAAAGUUGGUGACGAUAUUUUAGAUGAUAUCCGACGGAUUCUCUCAGAUGUCACUGUUGCUACCUAUGCAGCACAUCCAUAUCUUGACCCAUCCACAUCACAGCACACAGUCGGACUCCCUCUCUCCGACUUUUCUACUAAACGUUCAUGCUGGAGUCGCUGUGCGAAGCACCGCAGGAUUCCUGCUCUGAUUACGGAGUUUCACUGUUUAUUUCCUGGUUUUCUGCCUGUUUCCGUCUCUUUGCGUUAGGCUGAGUCGUCCUUAAAUGACACCAGACGAAGACAAAACAUGGGUGAGGAGUUCAUUCCUGAGUCUACUGCACUUUUUACGUGGCCGCGACCACAGAGCAUCGAUGUCUGAUUGGUUUGCGCCGGAUCUCAGUGCCAUUAAAAUUCAGGAACUAUUUAUGAGACAAGAAACCGUGAGUUUACAAAUUGAAUCCUUACACUGAGCAAAGUUUGAAUCAUUUCCACAACUUUACAAAGUUUGGAAGAUUGAAAGCACUGUUCUCAUUCACAGAGGUCCGUAGCUUACGAUGCUUUGCAAAAAAUAUGAGGUUUUUCACAUUUUAUCCCAUUUAGACCAAAGACUUCAGUGUAUUUUAGUGGGAUUUUAUUUGAUAGACCAUCACCAAAUAGCUUAUACUUUAAAGUAAAGAGGAAAUGCUGCAUUGCUUUCAACAUGUUUGUGUUCAACCUCCUUUACUCUGACCGGCUUCUCUCUCCCUCCUGAAGACAAGUAUCCGCACAGCAUCAUGCUGCCACCACCAUGUGUUGUAGUGGGGACGGUAUGUUCAGGGUGACGUGCAGUGUUACUUUUAUUGCACAACAACGGCUUUCUUCUUGUCACUGUCCUGCAAAGGCCAGAUCUGUGGCGUGCACAACUGCAACAGAUUCUCCCACCUGGGCUGUGGAUCUCUGUAGCUCCUUCAGAGUUACUGUAACUGUCUUUAUUACUUCUGAUUAAUGCUCCUUUUGCCCAAGUCUCAUCAGCUCAGGUGUUUCUUGGUCUUCAUGAUGCUGUCGGUUCACCAAUGUUCUCUAACAAACCCCUAAAGCACAGAACAGCUGCAAUUACUCUGAGAUUAAAAUAUAUACAGGGGUUUUAUUUAGGGUUGUCAGA